This is a messenger RNA of Myripristis murdjan (pinecone soldierfish), 1725 nucleotides long. It is a transcript of the gene fsip1, whose product is annotated as fibrous sheath interacting protein 1. Lineage: Eukaryota; Metazoa; Chordata; Actinopteri; Holocentriformes; Holocentridae. The transcript is spliced from 10 exons. Bases 198 to 1547 code for a protein of 449 amino acids. The record is from RefSeq and is a predicted model, not a curated record.
CGUAUCCAUAGAAACCACUGCACAUACCCAUAGUUACGACAUCUGGGAGAGUUUGCUUCCUUAGUUACCACAUUUAUACGAACACUAUCCAGGACGCCGUUGUUAGUAAGUUGUUUUGUCUAGCAUUUCUCCAAAGCGUUUGAAAAUAUAAGUAUUUCUGGAUACCGCUAACGUUACUACUAACGUUAGGUCACGCUAUGAAAAUUACCAAAGGUAGUUUGGAUGACAUUUCCCUACCUGCGUCUUGCACGAAAACCAGUAGCCCUGUAUUCAGUGUGCCAUUUUCUCAUGUUGACAGAAGUUUUCCCACUCAACCACAGUCCGCUGUUGCUUUGACUAGUGAUACUACUGAUAUGCAGGACCACAGUAGCUCAGAAGAAAAGAUGAAGAACUCAUCUGGCAGAGGUCCAGACAAAGAUCAGGACCAUGUAGAUGCCAGUGAUGAAGAGGAUGAAGACUCCAAACUGCAGAAGGCUCUUGAUGAAAUUAGAAGACUUGAUGAAAUCCUCUCUGCAAUGAUGAGCAGAGAAAAAGAAGUGAAGCGUCAAGGGAAGGAGCUUAGAGAGAAAAUGUGGCAAGAAUUACAGCAGAAUGACCCUAAACUGGGCUCUCAAAGUGCACACGAAGCUGCAAACACAAGACUGUUUUUGGCUCUUGAAGUACGCAGUGGACUCAAAGAGGAAGCUGACGUUGAGCCUGUGUUUGAAACCGAGCUGCUUGACCAAGAGUAUGACAUCGGACACACAGAGCAAAGUGACACCCAGCUGGAUGGCACAACAGAGUUAUUUGAAGUGGACCAUGAAGAUACAGUGCAAGACCAAUCUGAGGGCAACGACUGCAGGGCUUCCAAGGCCACGAAAAAACACACAAAAAACUUUGUGAACAAACUGGUGAGCAGCAAGGGAGGCCAAAUGCUUAUGACCCAGGCAGAGAAGGAGCGUCUUGCCAUGCUCCUCAGAGACGUAGAGGAAGAAGAAGACGGCAGUGCCAGAGAUGCAGACGACGAGGCAUAUAUGGGAGCUGUGUGGAUGGUGAAAGGCCAGGGUUACACCCCAAACCCAUCUGAACUGGAACAGCUGACCGAAAUUGACUCCAGAAUACGCCUUCUCCUUUCUGAUGAAGAACAUCUCUCGGUGCAAAGCUUCUAUACAGACCUAAGCAUGUCUCAGGGCUAUGGCUCGGAGGCGAGCUGGGAACUUGACGGGGACCCGCAGCCAGGAGAGAAGGUCCUGCAGGAUGUAAGGGAGAGGCAAGAGCAGGAGAGGCGCCUCCAAGAGAUCGAACAGCAGCUGGAGACACUGGACCAGGGCCACGAGAUGACUAAUGAGUCAGCGACACUUACAGAGGAGCAGUUACAUCGCCUGCUGGAGGAGUGUGAGCGUACACAAAGCCGGACACAGGAUUUUUGGACGGGGGACACAACAUCACAGCACUCUAUCUCAGACACAGAUUCCCCUCUACUGUCUGAGGCACUGCUGUCACAGCUGCUCCACGAUACAUACACCACCAGCUUCAGUGGGCUGGAGAGUGGAACCUGUCAGGAAUAAGUGUCAGUGCUUGGGGUGGUAGUACCAGCCUUACACCUUUAGACUUAAAAUGACUUGUUCCAAGAGAUUAUCAUCUUAUAAUGCAAAAUAUGUUUAGAAAAAUGUGUUUAGAAAUAUAUUCUGAUGCAGUGUUUUCUGUUCUCAUCAUUUUGUCAAUAAAGCACCCAUUUGAACUGCA